Molecule: messenger RNA, 2783 nt
Organism: Dicrocoelium dendriticum
Lineage: Eukaryota; Metazoa; Platyhelminthes; Trematoda; Plagiorchiida; Dicrocoeliidae
Source: the annotation of a GenBank genome assembly
AGCCUUUCUGGACGGCCAUCAGAUUGAGAUCAGACUGAAAUCGGUCACUCGGCGGGAACUCCUGCUAUCAGCGUUUUAGUCCCACCGCGAUACCCUAUGCCCUAUUUGAACGGUCAUGUCUUCGAUCACUGAUGUGGAUCAGUUUGAAUUGGAUCUUCAGAAAUUCGACGUUCGUUCAUCCGGUGAUGUGAAUAUGAUUGGGCAACAAUUGGGCCUAAAUACUGGUGAUGGCUGGUGGUUGAGCCCGCAUGAAACCGCUGUUGAAUUUGACUCAGACGGGCAUGUCAUUGAAGGUGCGAUGGCAGAAAUUGAGUCUCAGGUACAAACUUGGCUACGACACUCCUUCGAUAACAACCCUGAAUUCCGUGACAACAGCUAUCAUCUUUUAAGUCGUUUGAACGAACUCGCUCGCCUGCAAGGUUUAGUGGAAGAAGUCGCACUGAAAUACCAUCAAUCUGAAAGUGAUCCGAAAGGUGUUCUCCUUCCCUCCUUCCCCUCUGAACGUAAAGGAUCAGGUCACGCACAUCCUUUCAGUGAUCCUGCUCAGCCUUGCCAAGAUGUUGAACGCAACACACAGACUUCGUCGAAAGAUCUCUUUAACUGUGGUACUUUUACGAAAGGUGCACUGGAAGUUUCCUCUUUUAGGAGACCGCCGCUACGGGAAGCGUACCAAGAUGCUGAUGACCAUUUAUACCCCAAGAACCCAGCUCUCAGUCGCCAGUUCGUCAAACCCUCCGGACUGCCACAUUUACAUAAAUCGCAACAGCCUCCGUCUCCCCAUCAUAACCAGUUGCAACGAAGUCAUCUAUACAACAGACGCACCUCCGUCCGUGCUUCAAGUGCCACUCCUAUACCAUCUGCCUCUACUUGUGGCCACGAUAGCCUAACGGUUCAACCCGAUUAUCGUGCUGGCUUACUUAACCGAACAUAUUCUAAAGAGGCUUUGGACCAACUCAAAGUAAGUGAUAUGCCACCAGCGCGGAGGAGCGGUGGCUCCCUACUGGAUAACUUUCUCAGAAAUUCAAAUCACUCGAGUGUUGGUUCUGAUCCAGAAGGGGCUGUUGACGUAUCUAGGAGUUACGAUUCAAUGGGCUAUGCUCCUAACAUCUUAUCAAAAUCACUUACCGAUGGAGAAAUGUUCAGUCUUCAGGCAUCUGGAGUGAAACCAAAUGCCUCGUUUUCGAGUAUGAGAGGUGCCAACGUCCUAGAAAUGGCAUUGUUUCAAGAAUCGCAGUUACGGAAGCUUAGCGGAAGUCGUGGAAAGCUGAGUGGGUCUAAUUCCUCUCUUACUGGGUCUUCUGUUGACGCUAACGGAUUUCUGCAUCCUACCAGCGUCGUUACGAACUCGAACGACAACUUUAAACCGUUGGAUGCUGAUUUCACCAGUGGUACAUAUAACGGUAUAGCACUUCGACGUCGUAGUCCUAAACCGAACCGGACUUCUCCGCUCGAUGUGAAUGGGAUUUCUUCCUCCUCCUCUAAGCAAGACUCAACAGGUCCGACUGAUCGCCAAGACUUUCCAAAGCACGUUGGCAUGCCUUCAGAUACUUUGACUGGGUCCAGUUCACUGCUAGUCUCGGAGCCACCGACACCAGUUGUUAAUAUGGACUCGAAAUUAAGCUCAACAAAAGGUGACCAAGGAAACCUCGUUGACCCAACUACAGUUGGCUACAGGUAUAAUCAACAAAAUUCAUUCUUUCCAGAUGAAACGCUUACUCAUGGUGCUGGUACUGCAGGACAAGCUUACGAUGAAUCUCAGCUCAAACGUUUGAGUUCUUUCGAGUUAAUGGAAGCGCGUGUUUCGCAAGAACAUUUUAUGUCGGGUGAUCUGACUUUUUCUCAGAAUCACAACGCAGUACCCAGCGAAAUUCCCUCUAGGCCAGGGUAUUUGAACGUGUCUACUUCCUCAGAGUUUUCAACCGAACUUCCGGGUUGCAUGAAUGCCUCCAAGAUAAAUGCGAGUGAAACUUCGAAACGAAACGUGCCACGUACAUCUGAAACGACUGAGCUUCGACCACAGUCUAAAAUUCCGUUUUACUCAGCACGUGGGGCUCCACCCGUUCGCACCGUUGACAUUCCGGCACCUUCGAAACAACUCCCCACUCUCAGUAUGCGAUCUCGAACAGGAUUAGACAAACCUUCCACACAUAGUUCUCUUUCAAAACCAAGUUCGAACCAGGUUGACCCCCCGUUACAACUACGAAAUCAUUCUUCACGUUCUACACCGAGUCUCACGCCUUUUGGUGAUGUUCGCUCACUUUCUUCUAAGCCACGUGGUCCCAGCCGCCCGGUGACUAAAAUCACUGACGCACCCAGUGGCACUGCCUCAAACAUCAACAUCCACCAACCCAAGGCGAGUCGGUCCAACGUGUCCCCCGUGCGUUCCCGGCGUUUCGCUCGUGGCGUGUCCGAUGUUCGCAGGACGCACCACACCUGAUGAUACAAUGACCUUAAUUAGUCUGUCAAAUAUGUAUUCCAUUUUCGCAAGUCUUUCAUCGCAGCUGCUUUACAGUUAGCGCUAAAGUUUGAUAACCUUUUCAUAAGCAAUUUGGUUGAAAGUUUUGACCAGUAUAUAUUUUGCACUGCAGAUUGUUUAGCCGUUAUUUUGCGGUCCCUGUUAUUUUGAGACUUUUUUUUGCAGCCGAACGCCAUGCGACCUUCCCCACUUUCGUUAUUUCUGACAUGUUGGAACUUCCCGUACAGCUCACAAGUUUUGUCAUUGAAGUUUAUAGUGAGAUCUGUAAUACAUUUUAUGUAGUAUAGAAUUCUUUUUUUUUAAUUUU